This is a messenger RNA of Rangifer tarandus platyrhynchus (Svalbard reindeer), 411 nucleotides long. Lineage: Eukaryota; Metazoa; Chordata; Mammalia; Artiodactyla; Cervidae. The record is from the annotation of a GenBank genome assembly.
AUGCUCCUCCCCCGCAGGCAGAGCCAAUCGAGCGGCGCGCGCGCCGAGCAGGCGUCACCAAUCGACAGCGACCAGCUGGGCUACAGGCCCGCCGGGCUGCACAGCUUCGCCGGCUGUCGUGAAAGUGGGCGGGCUGUGCGGCAGAGCUUCGCGCGCGCGCCCUACGGCCCCGCCCCCAGCCCUCCCCACUGCGGUCCCCUGGUGCCCGGGUGCCCCAGGUCUGCUGGUCUCCCGUCCACGAGCCGUGGCGCCCGCAGAGACCCCCGCCCGGGGUCCACCAGCCCCGGCGGCUUUGGAGGAUGGAACGUGGUGAGAACCCCAGCUUUUCCCCCGCCGUCGACCGCUGCCUCGAAAUUGGAUUUUCUAUUCCCCUCAAUAGAUCGUUGUAUCGUAAGGAUGUGGCCGUUGUAA